UGGUGAUCUGGCCAAGGUGCGAGACGUCGCCAAAAGUGCUAAAAUUGAGGUUAACGGUGAAGAGAUCGCGUCGACUGACUGCCUCAUUCACCGAGGACCAUUGCGUCCGGCUGAGGCGUUGUAUGGUACAGCAAACUGGAUUAGCCCUCCACUUUGUGCCUGUUUUUUAGCCAUUCUCAUGUUUCGUCUCGCCAGCCUGAACGGACGAGCGACACGACGCCAUCGUCAGACGUCUUCUGCCCCAGCUCUGGCCGGUCAUCGUCUACCCGAAGUCGUGGAGGCUAGCCAAAGUUUGAUUAGUGGUUUGGAACGGCAACUCUAUUGCCAGUCGGACGGUCCUUCGUCUCCAUGGCGCCGGGUUCGCCAAGACGACAGCAUCGAAGAAGCGGACGCCAAUCGGCAAAGCGGAGGCUGGGAGCUGUUGUCUUCAAGGCCGCAGGGCCGGAAAGACCGAGCAGAUGGGAGUGUCAGAUGUUUGGGGCGAAAAGCGGCUGUAUCAUUUCUUUUAGCUCCAUUUCGGAUCUCGAAAUGUGGACUCACGAUCGUGUUUGGAUUGCUCGCUUUUCUCGCCGCUCUGCCAGGACUCUUGCAACUAGCAUUCUGCUCUUUUGCUCUUCUCGCCAGCUCCGACAAUGUCGACAAACUUGGGUUGAGUCGAAUUGCUUCUGACCUCAAACAGCCAACGUCUGAACAGCUUGUUUCAGUCGACUUCGCCUCGACUACCGACCGCGUGAUUGUACAAGUGACUGGCUUCGCAAACGCUCUGCUCUAUGCUCAGUACACGGUCAACUUUCUCUGUCUCCUGCCGAUACCGCUGGUCUUUUUGGUCAAAUGCUUUCGGACGGCUCAACCGAUCCUCCUCGAAAGCGCUUCCAUGCUGCCGACCUGUUUGAGAGAGGAGGAUGAUGAAAAAGAGGCGUCAGGCGACAGCCAACACGGUCCACAAGAGGGCAGCCAACAUACCAAUCGGGCCGAAAUGUCUGUCUGGAAUAGACAAUUCAUCGUGCCCUCGAGUGCCGCGUCAGCUGUGCUCAGUCUCCUCACGUAUCCGCGCGACAAUGAAAAGCCGACCGUCACCUCGGCUGCCUCUGGUGGUCAUUUGGUGCAAUUUGCAGAACCGAUGAGACUGUCCAGUCACGCUGACGCCGGUCUCUUGGCACCGUCCCAGCUCACAUCGGUCAACAUGUCGGCCAGCUCGUUGUUGGAGUUCAAUCAGUCUUCUCCCACCGCGGCGUUGCCGCUGCUCGCCUGCGGUGCAUUCACCAUUUGCCCAUCCGUCAGUGGAGCUCCUUCCACAGUCGUGCACAUUGUCGACCAUGUCUGCCAACUU
This is a messenger RNA of Protopolystoma xenopodis, 1330 nucleotides long. Lineage: Eukaryota; Metazoa; Platyhelminthes; Monogenea; Polystomatidea; Polystomatidae. The record is from the annotation of a GenBank genome assembly.